GUUUUCAGUUACAUGUGGUCAUUUGAAAAAGCUCAUCUCAGCAUGGUUCAGAUAAUCACAGGACAACUUGUAGAAUCUUUUGAUGAAGAAUUUCGAACACUCUAUGCCAGGUCCUCUGUCCCAAGUUCUUUUGCUCAGGAAGAAUCAGCGAGGGUGAAGCCAGGCAAAGCCUUAUGGGAGAAUGGCAUUUACCAGCGAUCUAUUUCUUCAUUAGCUUCCAUUUCCAGCCAGAGAAACCUUUUUGGCAGACAAGACCAAAUUCAUAAAAUAGAUUCUAGUUACUUUAAAGGCAGAGGGAUAUAUCCACUAAAUGAACAGGACAAACACAGCAUGAGAAAUCAUGGCUACAAGCCUCAUUUUGUUCCGAACUUCAAUGGUCCGAGUGCAAUCCGUCACUUCCAACCCAGUCAGAUCAAUGAAAACUGGAAGAGGCAUAGUUAUGCCGGGGAACAACCGGAAACAACACCAUACCUGCUGCUCAACAGAGCUAUGAAUAGGACCAAUAAUGCUACUGGACGCUGGAGAAGGCCUUCGGACAGUCUCAGUGUAGCAUCCUCAUUACGGGGAGGACAAGGAAGCCAGCAAAAUAUACCUGCUCAGAGUUUUGCUGAUCGGCUUGCCCAGAGAAAAACAACAAAUCUUGCAGAGAGGAAUUCAAAUGUACGCAGGUCAUUUAACGGGACAGAUAAUCAUAUCCGCUUUAUACAACAACGGAUGCCAACUCUGGAGAAUACCACAAAGUCUUUCCUGCGGAGCUGGAGAAUUGAAUCGUACUUAAACGAUAAUUCAGAAACCCCACCUGAUUCAAAUGGCUCCACCCUGGGUGACAGAUUUGAAGGCUACGAAAGUCCUGAGACAGUGAAAGCCAAUGCACUCUAUACUCAUUCGAGACUCCGCUCCUCGUUUGUGUUUAAACCAACUUUACCGGAACAAAAAGAAGUCAAUAGCUGUACAACUGGCUCCUCAAAUUCCACCAUCAUCGGUUCUCAAGGAAGCGAUACACCUAAGGAGGUCCCAGAUAGUUCCACAAAUGCACCGCUCUUGACAGAAAAACCUUUGCCUGAAUCAAUCUCCAAGCUCCCAAUACAGUCAGAGGAACCAAAAAUGCACAGCUUACAGGUUCCUGAAAAGCAACCAGAAGUCUUAAACCAAAGAACAAAUGGCCUAGCAGAAUUAAACAACUGUAUCUAUACAAAUCUGUGUGUCAAUAAGCAGACGGAGAACUCAAAAAAUCAGCAAAAUGACAAUCUACUCAAAAGGCGGAGUUUCCCAUCCUUUGACCACUCAAAAGUCAAUUUAGAGCAUGGAAAUAGCAAGAAUUAUGUUUAUAGUACCCUUACCAGAAAUCGAAUUCGACAACCAGAAAAACCCAAGGAGGAUGUGCUGAAGAGUUCUAAAAGCAUGCACAAUGUGACCCACAGCAUAGAGGAGGACGAGGACGAGGUUAUCAAAAGAGACCCUCCAAGUGCCUCUGCCACCAAAUCUAUUUCCAUUGCUGCUUUGCUUGAUGUGAAUAAGGAAGAGCCCAACAAAGAAGUUAAUUCUAAAAAGGAUGGCAAAGCCUCCCCAAGUUUUUUGAAAAAGGGGUCUCAGAAAUUAAGGUCCUUACUUAGUCUCACCCCAGAAAAGAGAGAAAACCUGGCUAAAAACAAGGCGUCCGCGUUUUACAGAAUGUGUAGUAGCUCUGACACUUUGGUUUCUGAGGGUGAAGAGAAUCAAAAGCCAAAAAAAUCCGAGCCCAAAGUUGAUUCAUCUCCCAGAAGAAAGCGUUCCUCCUCGUCAAAUUCUCAAGGCAGCAUCCACAAGAGCAAGGAGGACAUAGCGGUUAGCAUAUCUCCAGGGCUAAGUUCCCAAGCAGAGGAAAAUAGAAGAAUAGCUCCUUCUCCAAGGCCCAUUGAGAGGAGACUUUCAGAGAGAGCUGGAGAUGCCUCUGCCCCAAGAUUUAAUACUGAACAGAUCCAGUACCGUGAUUCCAAAGAGGUCAGUGCAGUCAUGACCCCUGCCAGACGGCCAACCUCUUCUCCAGUGCUAAAGCCCAGUGAGCUCCUGAGAUCUCAUUCAACCAACCAGCGAGUUUACAGUCGAUUCGAGCCAUUUUGUAAGAUUGAGAGCUCUAUUCAGCCAGCGAACAGCGUUACAAAUACACAUGUCAACCGCCCAGAAGUCAAGUCCACAACCAUGGGCAGCGGUUAUGGCAGGUCCAGCCCGAUGCUGAAUUAUAAGACUGGCGCUUAUCAUUCAUACGCCCCCAAUGAAAACAAGUUUCGAGGAUUUAUGCAAAAGUUUGGAAACUUCAUACACAAAAACAAAUGAAAUACUUCCAUUUCAAAUUGAAAUUGAAAUAUAUAAUGAAUGUCCUGUAAAUAUUUGCCCAAAGAACACUCUGCACUUUUUUUUUUGUAUCAUGCCAAGAGUGUUCUGUAUGAGAAUUGGGGAAAUGUAUAGCAGUAUACAGAAAAGUUAUUGUUUUGUGUUGAAAUUAGUUGCAUUUGGUUACCCCCAAAAGGACUAGCCCAGUAAACACAUUAAAAUUUAUUUUAAAUGGCAAUAGAUGGGA
This is a messenger RNA of Grammomys surdaster, 2557 nucleotides long. RefSeq names its product family with sequence similarity 83 member B (gene Sack1b). Gene Ontology annotation, cellular component: membrane; cytoplasm. The coding region runs from base 13 to 2313 and encodes 766 amino acids. Gene Ontology annotation, biological process: epidermal growth factor receptor signaling pathway. Lineage: Eukaryota; Metazoa; Chordata; Mammalia; Rodentia; Muridae. The record is from RefSeq and is a predicted model, not a curated record. The transcript has a single exon.